UAUAUCUACACGCAGUUCGGCUACGGGAAACGGACAAACUCCGUAAUAGCAGCUGUGUCAGUGCUAUUAGUGACGUCGCGUGCGACGUAGGUAGGAAUCGCCGGAGGAGCGGAUUACGGACGCGUGAACAGGGAAGAAAAAAUGCAGCAGGAGAGUAGGCGCGAGUAGGAGAGACGUGUCAACUUCCUGUCGAACUCUCUUUCUCGCGGACUCUCCUUUCGCCGAGGGCAUGUAAAGCCACCCCCGUUCAAGUGCGCGAGUGUGAGUCACGUUUGAUUGGAAGAUUACGAGAUGCGACCGUGUCUGCCGAGGAUGGAGGAGACUCUGUGCGCCGCGACGAGCGGCCGUUUCUGACCGACCGGCGUCUAGGAUAAAUUUAAUUCACGCCGAGCCGCUGAAUUUGGGUUGAUAUCGAGUGCUGAUUGAGAUGCACUCCAUGUAUUCAUCGAAGAAAGGCGACCCUCUUUGCCCCUUGGGUUUUCACCCGCAAGUUCGGUGGCCGACACGUUGCAAACGCUGCUUCAGGGACUACAAAGAGCAUGGCGGCAGGAGAAACAGCCUCGGAGACAUCACGGCCUCGUCUCCUAGUCUCUCGUCGGACUCGACGCGUGGCUCCGAGAGCAAAAGGACGUGGUCUUCUGCUACGAACUUGGCGAAAGAUGAAACCAAGAAUAAUUAUUCACAGCCGGCAGCAACGGCUGGUUGGACAUCCUUGAUGGAUCUCUCUACCAUAGAUAAGGAUUCAGACGAUAGUCACAAAUUAGAAGAUAUCAGGAGACCGGCGAAGCUCCAGAUAAAGAACGUGAUAAGCAACAGCAAUGGGGGCACAUCGGGCAACGACGUGGAAUUUAUAAUUCAGGUAAGGAAAUCACGGCCGGCACCGCCGAAACAGGUGGUCCACGACGGACUGGAUAAUGUGACGGUAAAAGGACAGGAAACUGAGGAGAACGAGAUACAGAAAUUGCAGUCUCAGUUGAACGAUAUGAAAGCGAGAUGCGAGAAGGCGGAGAAAGAAAAGAGCGAAAUACUGAUGCGUCGUCUGACGACUAUGGAAACGAUGUCGAAUAAAACGUCAUCGAGCGAGGUGGCGAAGCUGCAGAAGAAGAACGAAGCGCUUGUGCAAGAGAAGAAUGUGCUGUUGGCGAAGAUAAAGGGUCUGGAAAAAGAAGCGAAUAUUAAACCGUACAGAGGCGAAAGGGACAAAGCGCACGAUGAAUUGCGGUCGAAGCUGAAGGCCGCGGAAAAUCUCUGCGAGAGCUUGAUGGACGAGAACGAGGACAUGAAGAAGGAGAUCAGACAACUAGAAGAGGAGAUCUAUGAGCUGCAGGAUAAUUUCAGGGACGAACAAGCGGACGAGUAUACGCGUUUGCGAAAAAGUUUGGAGCAAUCUAACAAAAACUGCCGGAUAUUGUCGUUCAAACUGAGAAAAUUAGAGCGCAAAUCUGAAGAAUUGGAAGGCGAGCGGUCCGCUCUAGAAAAGAAGUACGAGGAGGUGAAGAAAACGGAAGAAAUUCUGCAGAAAGUGAGCAGUGCAUUCCAGAACAGAACGCAGAAGAAGCCAACGGAGCUCAUGACCAAAGUGCAACUUAAAAAGAUGGUCGACGAAGUGGAGAAAGAAAUAGAGGACAUGCUCGGUGUCUUUACUAAUAUAAAAAAUGGACAUAACGUGGACAUACCAGAUGUGAUGAAGGAAAAUAACUUGAAAUAUGAUAUGCUCCUGAAAGAACACGAGCUGCUUAAAGAAAAAUUCGAGACUGCUGUAAAGGAAUUGUCUAAUGAGAAAGAAAAGAAGAAAGCACAAUCAAAUGUAAAGAGGGAAGAUACAAAAAGCGUGGAUUUGCAAAAUAUGAAAGGAAAGCUAGAGGAAGCACUUACUUUACGGGAAAGCGAGAGGAAAGCAUGGGAGAAAGAAAAACUGGCGCUUUCAGACGAGAAGGAUAAAUUGAAAUCUAAACUUCUUUCGCUAUCUGCCGAAAAAUUGAGAGUUUACAAUGAGGUUGUACAACUAAAGAAAGAUCUCGAAACAAAUAAGACAUCGGAAAAAGAUAAAAUGGAAGCAACAAUAAAAGAAUUAAAGGAAAAGCUAUCUCAAGAAGAAGAAAAAUGUAAGAAGAUGCAGGGUGAUUUAUCAGCAUAUACCGAGAGAGAAUCGAAACUCUCGCAAUCAAUUACAUCUGUAGAACAAACCAAAGCCAAGCUCGAUGCUGAGGUGAAACGUUUAAAGAAGGAAUUGGAAAAUACGAAAUCCUCUACAUCAACAAAGAUCACGGAUCUAACUACCGAGCUUAUGAAGUUUAAGCAAGAAAGUGAAAAAUUAACAACACAAUUCGACAAUGAAAAAGAAGCAAUAGAAGCUGAAAUAGUGGCUCUCAAUAAGAAGAUAUCUACCUUGGAAAAGUCAGGACAGAAUACAAAGCGCAUGAAUGAGAUGAAACAGAUGUACAAUGAAAAAAUUUUGAAUCUUGAGAAUGAGAUGAAGAAACACGAACAAGAACAACAGACUUUACAAGAAAAGUAUCAAGAGCUUAGCAGCUCAAAGCUACAACUUGAAAGGGAAAAUGUAUUUCUGAAUAGUGAGUGUGCAAAGCAUAAAGAGGAUUUAAGUAAUAUUCAAGCGGAGCUCGAAGAACUGCGUAAAUCGAUGAGAAUGAAAGAGAGCGAAUGGCGAUCAGAAAAAAAUUCUCUUGAGAGCCAGAUUCGCGAGAAUCAAUCACCAAAUAAACUUAUUAUAACUGAACUGAACAAUGAAAUCAAUGCAUUAAAGAAGGAGAAUUCUACUCUACUGGAACGAUUGGAAGAUAUGAGGAAAAUAAAUGACGAUCUGUCUGCAAAACUGAAAGACUACGAAGCGGUUUCUAAAAUUCAUCAAGUGUUGAUACCCGACACGACAGCGCUGGAAUCAGAAAUUCGGAAAUUAAAGAACGCCUUGACGAAUACGGAAAAGGCCAAAAAGGCAGACUUGGCACAAUGUAAAAUGCGCUACGAACACAGAAUCACGGCAAUCAACGACGAAAUUCAAGCGAUUCAGAACCAGUUGUCACGUUACAAAAAAGAACGUGACACUUACAAGCAUAUGUUGGAGGGUGCACAAAAAACGAUAGGCGAACUAAAAUCUGCAAGACAAGGCAGACUAUCCAGUGCAUCUUCUGGGAAGUCGGACGAGGAUGAAGAAUCGUCGAGUACCAAUAUAUUAAUAUUAGAAAAACAGAUCAGUUCUAUGGAAGAUGAGCUUUCCGAAACAAGGCUCGAAGCUUCCAGACUGAAAGCCGAAUUGGUUUCGGAAAAGUCAGCUAGUCACGUUAAGGUGUCCGAGUUGCAAUCACGAAUCAAUGAGCUGGAGGAAGAACGAUUGCUCACCAGUGGUCGUUCGAAAAUUCCAGGAUUAAAAGUGCGAAUGGAAUUAGCUUGGCAAAAAGAGAGAGAAGAACAUCAAAGAUUGCUACAGGAAACGGCAACGUUAGCGAGGGAUUUACGGCAAACAUUAUUCGAGAUAGAAAGAGAGCGUAGCAAAGAACGGCUGGAAAAUAAAAGAAGACAGGAUCAGUUGAAGAAGGUAUUCGAUGAAGAGAAAGAUGAAAAUAAGAAGAAAUUAACGGAGUUGCAAUGUGAUUUACUUGAGCUGAGAGACGCGCAUGCGAAAUUAAGAACAAGCAACGAGAAGAUGAGACGCGAAAAGGAGCGACAUGAGAAAGAGAGGCAGGAACUUAAAGACGUGAUAUUGAACAAAUGCAAACUAGAGCAGACCGAGCUGCGAAACAUCAACAUUCUUAUGCAACAAGUUCAGGAUCUGUUGCAGCUUUUCCCUGAAUUGAAUACUGUAGCGGAGAACGGAACGCCCGAUGCUUAUACGCCAACCCCACCGAGACGAUUGAGGGGACCAAAGUCAAGAGAGUCGUCGCCAAUGUUGGAAAUGUUGGAACCAAAAAGCGAUGUAAAAGUUACUCCGAUACUCGGAGAAAGAACAGAAAAAUUAGAAUAUACUAUUAAAAAAUUAAUGGACGUUGCAAAGGAACUUAAGGAGUCAAAGAAAGCAGCGGACGAAGCGAAUGCAACACGAUUGAAGAAGCUAGGAAAAAGAUCGACGUCAGUUGAGAGUGACCCAGGAAAAGGAGUACUUUUGAAUCGCAAUAAACCGCGUUUGAAGAGGAAGAGUCUGUCCUUGGAACAAACCUCUGGGCGCCAAGAGUCUCCAGCUAUUUGGGGUACGGACAGCAACAUGUCGAGCAUGCAGUCGUUGGAAGGAUCGGAAACAGGGUCUCACGUAGUCAAUCGACAAAGGGAUUCCAGCGUAGACAGCCGACUUUCCGGAGGGUCGACAAAGAGCGAGAUGUUGGAACGCGAUAAGAAGUACGGGAAGGGAAUAAUACGGAAAUUAACGCACAAAUUGACGAAAUCGUCAAGUGUUGAUGACCCAAACAUGACUGACUAUUCCCUUCAGACGUCCGGUUCUGAGACCAGCAUCAACGAAACUGUCAAAUUGGAGAAGAAAAAUCUAAAGAAGAAAUUAACGGCCAUGUUCAAGAGAGGUUCGAGAAGCAACAGCGUAGAUAAAAACACUGGAUCCGGAAAUUCCAGCAGGCCUGCUUCGAGGAACUCCAUGACAUCGAGCUAAAACAAUCCCGUAUCACUUACGUAAUUUCCCUCAAGGACUUGCGUAAUUUCCCUCGAGGACUGGACACACCUCAACUGAAGACCUCACGGCUACUAUUUUCCAAGAUUGUAGCAUUGCAUUCGACGACGUUGCGACGAAGAGGCAGACUCAAAUUCGUAUUUAGACACUACUACGACACACCAAUUUCAAUUUUCACGAAGAGUAUAGAAGCGAUACGUACAUGUGCGUGUGUGUUCUUGUAUAUCGAUAGCGCGUAAUCGAGUAAUCCUUAAAACAGAGUAUCUGCGGCGCCAUAAUGUCCAAUAGGAAGUAGAUCUCGUGUUGAUGUAUUCGCUUUGCGUUAUUUUUUACGCGGGUGUGAGUCUUAACGCGAUGGUUUUCUCGCCGCGGGGAUCCGCGCGCCAAUGCCCGAACCGAAAACGACUCGUGUAUGAUGAUCAUGAUGAUCGUGUGUGAAUGUGUGCAGACUACAAUGUGCAAUACUCACAAUAUUUUGGAAAAUAUAAUAUCGAAGUUGCACGGAC
This is a messenger RNA of Harpegnathos saltator (Jerdon's jumping ant), 5136 nucleotides long. Its product is annotated as kinectin. NCBI's taxonomy places the organism in Eukaryota, Metazoa, Arthropoda, Insecta, Hymenoptera, Formicidae. The record is from RefSeq and is a predicted model, not a curated record. The coding region runs from base 428 to 4612 and encodes 1394 amino acids. The transcript is spliced from 29 exons.